Molecule: messenger RNA, 1086 nt
Organism: Huiozyma naganishii CBS 8797
Lineage: Eukaryota; Fungi; Ascomycota; Saccharomycetes; Saccharomycetales; Saccharomycetaceae
Gene: ERG3
Product: C-5 sterol desaturase
Exons: 1
Coding region: 1-1086 (361 amino acids)
Biological process (GO): lipid biosynthetic process
Molecular function (GO): oxidoreductase activity; iron ion binding
Source: RefSeq, a predicted model, not a curated record
AUGGAUCUGGUAUUGGAGACCGUGGACACCUUUGUGUUCGACAAAGUCUACAGUAAGCUGUUCCCAUACGAACUGAUCCACAAUGUCGGGUCAGAAUGGAUUAACAAGCUGGAUUUGCAAUCGUACGCUGCUGACAACUGUACCAUGCUUUCCGAGACCGUCAAGAUGGUCAACUCGCAACCACACGUCAAUAUGGACGUCUACGGGCACACUCCGUUCCUGUUCGACGUCACCGACUACACUUUCAAGUCGUUGCUGCCAAGGUACAACCUGAUUAGAGAGGCCUUCUCCCUGUGGAUCAUCGUCACAUUCUUCGGUUGGUUGCUGUACCUGUCCUUCGCUACGAUGUCGUACAUCUUCGUGUUCGACAGAACCAUUUUCAACCACCCAAGAUACUUGCAGAACCAGUUGCGGAUGGAAAUGAAGCUGGCCUUGAGUGCCAUCCCCUGGAUGUCUCUGCUAACGGUCCCAUGGUUUGUGCUGGAAUUGAACGGUCACUCGAAACUGUACUGGUCUGACCCAAAAAAGGACUGGACCAACAUCGUCAAAGAGAUCGCCUCGUUCAUUUUCUUCACAGACUGCGGUGUCUACUUGGCUCACAGAUGGCUGCAUUGGCCAAACGUCUACAGAAUCCUGCAUAAGCCUCACCACAAAUGGCUGGUCUGCACUCCAUUCGCAUCCCACGCUUUCAACCCUGUCGACGGCUACUUCCAAUCCCUACCUUACCACCUGUACCCAAUGAUCUUCCCCUUGCAGAAGGCGUCGUACCUGUGCCUGUUCACUUUCGUCAACUUCUGGACCAUCAUGAUCCACGACGGGAACCACAUGUACAACAACAAGAUCGUCAACGGUACAGCGUGCCACACUGUCCACCACUUGUACUUCUCGUACAACUUCGGUCAAUUCACCACCCUGUGGGAUAGACUAGGUGGCUCAUACAGAAGACCAGAGGAUGCCCUGUUCGACAAGAGCCCCAUCAAGGACGAGGCCGCCUUGAAGGAACAGUUGGAACAAGUCGAGUUGGAGAUGAAGCUGUUGGAAGGUGACAACGACGAGAGAGUAUAUAUCGAGAAGAAGAAGGCGUGA